UGAUUUGAAAUUUAAAUGAUAGUUUUGAAUAUUUUUACAAAAUUUGCAGUCAACGUAAAUUGUUUUAAAUUUUUUUCUUUGCAGAACGUCUUUCAAGAUGGAGGUUUGCCAGAACCCGACAAGUUAUCAGGUUCUGUCUACCCUCCUCCGAAGAGCAUAUCACUAACUGACAUUAGUGGGACGGAUGGUCCGGUGGUCAACAUCACCUGGAUACCGGAAAGUUCAAGGGAAGAAGACAUUCUUGGCUACCACGUUGAAGUUUGCAGCGAAGAGUGCCUUGCCGACUACACGAGAGGAGCGUAUCUUGUCUGGGAAGGUCUGAACUACUGGACGACCUACAUUUUCAAGGUGUUUGUCCUCUAUCAAGAGGGGGAUAACCAAGUCCUUAGCAGACCCUUGAUUCGUCAACACGAGACUGGGCCUGGAGCUCCUGGUCUUCCGUCAUCUUUGGCUGCUACCAGCCACGAAUCGGACGCAGUCGUAAUUUCGUGGGGAAAUCCGCCACAGAGAACGCCAAGACACCCGGAUGGAUUUACUCUUGCGGUCUGUGAAAGAACAGAAGCCGAACGCUGCACUCAGAAACUCAUCAAAUACUCCAAAGAUGGCUACCAGGUUUAUGUUGAUCAUCUCGAAGACGGCAUGGAUUACCUGGUGCAGGUUUCUGCCUACAUCGAAGACGGUGAAGACAUCUACACGGGUCCUACCGCCAAUACGACUGUACGAACGCUUCCACCUCGAUUCCAAGCUCCUUUUGACGUACGAUACCGGCUGGUUCCGUCCGAUGAAGACGUGCAAGGCGUUCUCACCUGGAAGAUGCCGAACGGGACCGAUCCCCCUCCGGAGAGAUUCGUCGUCCACGUGUGCCGUCUCAACAAGUGUCGUCCACACUCUAGCACGACUCCCCAGCUCGUCCUCAAUGGCUUGAGAUUUUGGUCUCGAUACAACGCCACGGUGAGGGCCCUGUAUCCAACGGCCAAGAAUGCGACGGUCUGGAGCAGCGGAGCGACAGUCACGAUGCACACUGGGCCCGGAGCGACCCGGGCUCCCACGUUCCUUUCCGCUCUGCCGAUGGGACCACAUGCCGUGACACUGCUUUGGCAAUUUUCGCUCGAUUCGACGGCUCCUGUGCCAGAAGCGUUCAGAGUAUCCGUCUGCGAUCGGGCACAGCGCUGCUUGAACUUUUCGAAGCCUUUUGACGAAGACGGAAUCCAGAAGGAGACGGUUGGACGACUCGCUGCGGACACCAAAUACCAGGUGGCUGUUUCUACCGUCCUGAGUUACGAGAACGAAUCCUUCGUGAGCCCUGCCGCUACCACCAGCUUCACAACAGAAACGAUACUGGAUUCUCCGCCAACGAACCUUUCGGCGUCGCUGAGUCCUAACAAGCACGACGUGGACGUCACCAUAACCUGGAGUGUCCCGGGCCAUCUGAAGACUCAGCCUUUCAAGUACAGGAUUGAGGUGCGCGGAAAGUCGAGCCUCACCGAGGUGUACGAGAUCGACAGUCCCAAGUUGCACUUCACCCUAAGCUUCGCUCUACAAAAGCGGCCCUUCUGGACGAAUUACACUCUGGACCUGGUGGCGUUCUACCAUAGCCGCGAAGGUGUCGUCAUCAGCCCCGCCUCCACGUUGUCAAUGUUCACGGGUCCUGGAGCUCCCGAGGUCUCCAACCUUACCGUGACUGCUCUGGGCAGUAGUGAGCUGAAGGUCGCCUGGAAUGCCCCGCAGGAGCACGUGGAUAGAUUUCAACUGACAAUUUGUUCGGCCGAGAUCGUCAGCUGCGGGAACAUCAGCCUGUCACGGGAUGUCCGCGAGUACCGCGUCGGAAACCUGGAACCUUGGACGAGGCAUACAGUCGGAAUUACGGGAUUUGUGAAUUAUGGCGGCAGGACCUACCACGGAACACCUGUCCAGGCUACUGGGAUCACCGACCCUGCAGAGCCAACGGCUGUGCGUGACCUUAGGGUAUCCCUUCGGAACAUCACCGAUAUCAGUGUCAGCUGGGCGGAACCAAAAGAAAAAAGAGGUCCGUUGAGCGGUUACGUUCUCAGCUGCAACAGUACCGACGCUCAGCAUCCCCACAUGAUGGAAAGAAUGGUCCCCAGUGGAGCAACACAUCUCGUUGUGGACUUGGUGACUCAGGUCACGACGUUCGAGUGUUCUUUGUGGGCGUUCCACAGUUUUCACGGGAUCCGACUCAAUGGAACAGCUGCUCGCCACAACGUCACCACCAAGGGAAUACGGGCACCGAGGAAGCUUGCCGUCACCAAAACGUCUACAAAUAGCUUGAGCCUGGAAUGGGAACUGAAUCCGGAUGCGCUGAACUUCAGCGUCAGCGUUAAGAAGGUCCCGAAGAGCGGCGAUGUACCGUCUGUCGAGCAGCAUGAGAACCAUUGUGACAGAAACGCAACGGUUUGCUACAACGUGACGGGCCUUGAUCCAGGUGCACGAUAUGAAGUUACAGUGAGGUGCUGCGCCAGAUACUGCGGAAAUCCGGCUGUGAUCACAGCUAUGACUCAAGUCGCAGCUCCUUCAGAGGUCAGGAACCUCUCCGUAACGCUGGUCCUGAACAAAGCCACUUUUCAAUGGCAGACUCCUGACCAACCUAACGGGCCCGUCGACGGCUACAUAAUCCGUGUGGCGAACCUCGAACGACGAGACGGCCAAAUACACGACGUUCCAGGGAACACAACGACCUUGGCGGCCAAACUCGGCGAACAGUACAACAAUUACAGCGUUUCCGUCCAAGCCUACAACAUCCUUCUUCCUGUGCGGAAAGCCGGUCCAGCUGUUGUGGUCAACUUUGAGAGCACCGGUGAAGGCCCUGUGCCACCUCGACCCGAAGUGGACGACAUCCAAAUCCACGACGUAGAACUGUCGUGGUCAAAGCCCACGGAUAAGGAGCACGAGAUUAUUGGGUACCAGGUUAUAAUAAGUGCCUACAAUGAAAAGUUUCUCACUCCCAAUACAAGCGCCAACAUUUCCAACCUUCAGACGUGGACUGAAUAUACUGUGAAUGUGUCGUCAUGCACGGCCGAGAGCGAAUGUGGUCCACCCAAGACAUCCAAUUUCAAGACCGACGCUGACGCGCCAUCUGUCCCUCUGGACCUAAACUACACCUCUGUUGGGAAGACCUGGGUGGCGUUGAAUUGGUCUCACCCCGAUACACCUAACGGACCUCUCAGCGGAUUCAACAUGUCAUGGACAAACAGUUCUUUCACGUCGUCGGCCCUUAUAACCUCGAGCCAGUUCAAUAUUACCCACUUGGAUCAAGGUUGCUCAUACUCGAUCAGCGUGUUUGCCUUCAACAACGGUCUCAAAGCUGUGAAAGCAGGGCCCUCUACCAAUAUUACCGUGAAAACUGAGGGUGAACCAAUCCUGCCUGGGUGCACACUCUGUCCAACAACAAUUGUUAUGAUGAUCGUCAUUCCAGUCAUCUGCAUCGUUCUCAUCGCGGCUUACGUGUUGUACAGAAGAGCCCUCAGGAAAAGAGAGGAACGGGCCCUCUUGGCCUCGGAAGAUACGUGAGCAGAAAGCACAGCUGCUCCAAGGUUGCCAAAAAUACCGCUGCGUCAAACAAGAACCCUUUGUUGUCCAGUUGUCUAGUUCAUAUAUUUUUGUUUUAUUAAACUAUUUAUUUGUUA
Messenger RNA from Ixodes scapularis (black-legged tick), 3644 nucleotides. RefSeq names its product protein sidekick-1. Gene Ontology annotation, molecular function: protein binding. Bases 16 to 3528 code for a protein of 1170 amino acids. The transcript is spliced from 14 exons. The record is from RefSeq and is a predicted model, not a curated record. NCBI's taxonomy places the organism in Eukaryota, Metazoa, Arthropoda, Arachnida, Ixodida, Ixodidae.